This is a messenger RNA of Leptosia nina, 978 nucleotides long. Lineage: Eukaryota; Metazoa; Arthropoda; Insecta; Lepidoptera; Pieridae. The record is from the annotation of a GenBank genome assembly.
AUGAAAGACAUGAAUUCAAUUAACAGCAAUAUUUCUGAAAUAGUAAAGUUAGCGAGAAAAUUUAACUGCUUUUAUUUGUCAGGACUCCAUCAGGGAACUUGUAAGCCGUUCCUUGUCGGCGGUCAUCAGGUCGGCCUAAUUCGUCCUGAUGUUUUGAAAUAUUUACAAAGGUUUCCAGAGAUUUUUUGUGUCACUGGCAAGUAUGUAGAACUAAACCCAGCCUUCAGAGAUUACCAAGAAAGAACUUCAAGAAUUGCUGAGGUUUUACAGACAUUGAGGAAGGAGGGUGAAAUAUGUGCUCUUAAAGGCUGGAGGGAUGAGUGUUUUGAAGUCAGUACCCCUUUUUACCAUGAAAGUUUGUUGGAAAUGGACCGAAGUGCUAUAUGUCUUUUUGGCAUUAGAAACUAUGGUGUUAGUAUAAACGGAUACCUUUUCCACCCUACAAAGGGAUUGUGCAUUUGGCUACAACAGAGGAGUUUUACAAAGCAAACAUGGCCUGGUAAAUGGGAUUGCUUUGUUAGUGGAGGCCUUGCUGUAGGUUAUGGCAUAUUGGAGACUGCUAUCAAGGAAGUGGCUGAAGAGGCUUCUGUUGUUGGUGACUUAGCAAAAAAGCUGGUUCCAGCUGGUUGUGUCAGUUUUUAUUUUGAAAGUGAAAGAGGUCUCUUCCCAAACACUGAAUAUGUAUACGACCUGGAGUUGCCAUUAGAAUUCAAGCCGGAGAAUGCUGAUGGAGAGGUGGAAACGUUUGAGUUACUUACAGCUGAAGAGUGUGUACAAAGAGCACUUACUCCACAAUUCAAGACCACCAGUGCCCCAGUGCUAUUAGACUUCCUCAUUAGAAGGGGUUACAUUAAUCCUGAAAAUGAACCGAACUACCGACACGUCAUUGAGUUGCUUCACGUGCCGCUGCAAACGAUUUACAAAUGGCCUCAAACAGAAAUGGCGACUAAUGGUGAUGGAGAACAACUCCAGUGUUAA